This is a messenger RNA of Amblyraja radiata (thorny skate), 2818 nucleotides long. RefSeq names its product adhesion G protein-coupled receptor E3-like. The transcript is spliced from 19 exons. Lineage: Eukaryota; Metazoa; Chordata; Chondrichthyes; Rajiformes; Rajidae. Gene Ontology annotation, biological process: cell surface receptor signaling pathway; adenylate cyclase-activating G protein-coupled receptor signaling pathway. Gene Ontology annotation, cellular component: plasma membrane. Bases 51 to 2330 code for a protein of 759 amino acids. The record is from RefSeq and is a predicted model, not a curated record. Gene Ontology annotation, molecular function: calcium ion binding; G protein-coupled receptor activity.
GUGUUCAGUUUGUAGGAUAUGCUGCCUGGCACAUCACAUCUCUGAAGAUCAUGGUUGCACUAACCUCAACGUAUCUGAUCCUUGUUAAGUAUGCUGGCGUGUUAAUUCACCAAUUUAUCAUAAAGGGUGACAACUGCAAUCCUUAUAUCAACAUUCAAAAUAAUCACAUCUUGAUUGAUUAUGAGAAGUGUGACAUUGAUGCCGUUAUUCGUAUCAAGGCAUGUGUUACGAAUGCAUUAUGUAUCGCAUCAUCUGCACACUUGCAUUGUGACUGCAAUAACGCAGGUGGCAGCGUUUCAACAAACUGUGAAGAGAUUGACCCACUCUUUAUCAAUGGUGGAAUUGGUUUCAACAAAAGGCGGUGUCCACCUGGGUACUUCGUUAACCUAAGAAAAUUCUACAUUGACUUAGGUUGUCACAGGACAGGAUCUCUUGCAGUUGUCCUUUGUACUGUAAAGACAAAGUGCUUCUAUAAACCCAACAAGUACCACUGUACAUGUGCGAACUCGUACCUACCAACUAAAAUUAUAACUAAAAGAACUUCAAUCGGGUGCAGAGAUAUUAAUGAAUGCCUUUCAAAUCCGUGUAAUCCUUGGGAAGACUGCACAAAUACACCUGGAAGUUUCACCUGUACAAACACUACAUGCAUUGAUGUGAAUCAUUUCAACAAUUCGCAGUGCAGCUUCAUUCACUGGGACAAGCAGGCACAGCUCCCCUGGUUUUCUUCUCACCAAUAUUGUUCUGUGAUUAAUUCACUUGUUAUCUUAGUGAAUAAACAGUGCCAACACAAGAAUGAUGACCUUUUAAUACAGGAAGUGAUUUCAACUGGAAGCGAUCUUCUUGAGAAAGAUUCCAUGUGGGGCGAAUUAGAAAGCGAUAAGCGACUUUAUUUAGCAUCUGUGUUCCUGCAGGCUGUGGAAAAUGCUGUCGUUGGUGCCACCUUGAGUUUACAGGACCAAGAAAGCAGCAUUGAGUUGACUAACAUUGGUGUGGAAAUACUGAACCUUCGUGGACUUAAAAGUUCAGCCUCUGACAUAAUAAGUCUGCAGACAAAAGGCAAUGCUGUGGAUAUAGAUCGAAACACCAUCACUAGAAAUCAAACCGAUGAUGUUGCAGCUGUGGCUUUGAUUGCCUACAGCAACAUGGAUUCCAUCCUCAAGGGGUGUCCUUUCAAGCUCAGCACCUCAGGCGGAAAUCAGACAACAUUUCAGUUAGUCUCCAAUGUAGUUUCAGCUGUGAUGACUAACAGAGAGAACCAUGACCCCAAAACGAUGCUUAUCUUCACGUUCAGGCAAACAGAGGAACCAGUUGAUGGCUGGAGCAUGCACUGUGCCCACUGGAAUUACGCACCUGAAGAAAGUUACUGGACUCCCGAUGGAUGCAGUUUGCAAGAUUCCAAUGGAACACACACCCGCUGCCAGUGCAACCAGGUCUCCAACCUCGCUCUGCUGAUUGCUCCUUUCAAAUGGAAGGGUGAACCAUAUGCCCUAAAUGUAAUUACAGACGUUGGGAUUCCUGUGUCACUUGUGUGUCUCAUUGUUACUAUUGGAACCAUAGUCCUUUGGGAGGAGCUUAAGAGUGCUGUGAUUAUCACACACAUGCAGCUGUGUGUGAGCCUUUUCCUGGCAGAACUACUCUUCAUUAUAGGAAUCAACAGAACUGGACACCGGAUUGUGUGUGGGGUUAUAGCUGGAUUUUUACAUUACUUGUUCCUGUCGGCCUUUGUGUGGAUGUUUUUGGAAGGAAUUCAGCUCUACCUGUUGGUCAGAAACAUCAAGAAUUUAAGAAUUUCUAAGUCGGAGAAAAUGGGCAAGUACAUGUACGGAUGUGGCUACGGGAUUCCUGCAGUAAUAGUGGUCGUUUCUGCUGCUAUCUACCCUGACGGCUAUGGAUCACCCAACUACUGCUGGCUACAAAAACAGAGGAGAUUCAAUUGGAGCUUCCUGGGACCUGUGUGCCUAAUAAUUGGGAUCAAUACAUUCCUUUUCCUGAUAACGCUCUGGAAUUUAAAGAAAGAAAUUGACAAACGAGAUAUUGAAGUGUCAAAGCUCAAAGACACUAGGAUGUUGACGUUUAAAGCCAUCGGGCGAGUGUUUAUUCUGGGUUGCAGCUGGAUCCUUGGCUUGCUCCACUUUGAUGAGGAUACGAUAGUGAUGGCGUAUUUGUUCACCAUUGUCAACAGUUUCCAGGGCUUCUUCAUCUUCAUCAUCCUCUGUGUGUUAAAUCCCAAGGUGGUAACCCAGUGCAAGAGGUUGUUUUCUGUGAUGUGUAGGAACAAGAAGAUAGUUUCACCCAAGGACGCCGCCACAAUAAUACAUCAACUUAGAUGAGUGGCGAGCAGUGAUGGUAUCCUUAUCACAGCUUCUGUGACAGAGACUCAGCAGAUGACGAAGUGAUGGCCAUCAUCUUUGAGACAGCAAUGAGAAUUAACUUCACAAAGAGACUUGCAACAAAUUACCUUGACUAUUUCAAUCACGAAGGACAUGACUGUGUGCUAUUGCUUAGAAUUGGUCUACAGUUCUACAACACUUUGGCUCAGUUUCUUCCAAAUGCCAACUUCUGCUGCCCUGAAGCACAGCAGAGCAUGGGAGCACAGACUCCUCCAACAGGAAUGGUGCUUGAACUCGAAAAUAAUUGUUUCUUCAUCAAACCAAGAUCCCGAGCUAAUAACAGCUGUGGAAAUGUCGCCAUUACACCACGGUUUUCAUGAAACACAGCAAGAGAGAGAAAGAGACACUCUCUUCAUCCUCAAGGGAAACUAAGAACUGGGUAACAAAAGCUAACCUUGAACAAACAACCAAUUCUGAGAAUGGAUUUU